Molecule: messenger RNA, 1300 nt
Organism: Oryzias melastigma (Indian medaka)
Lineage: Eukaryota; Metazoa; Chordata; Actinopteri; Beloniformes; Adrianichthyidae
Product: formin-2
Biological process (GO): actin filament network formation; actin nucleation; cortical actin cytoskeleton organization
Cellular component (GO): actin filament; cytoplasm; cytoskeleton
Molecular function (GO): microtubule binding; actin filament binding
Source: RefSeq, a predicted model, not a curated record
ACUUUACUGGACCCGCAUCCAACUGCAUGCGAAGAAGAACACUGGCCCUCUGGUUUGGGAGGAAAUUGAAGAACCCUCAGUAGACUUUGGAGAAUUUGUGGAUCUUUUCUCCAAAACUGCUGUUAAGGAAAAGAAGAAACCCAUUUCGGAUACAAUCACCAAGUCAAAGGCCAAACAGGUGGUGAAACUGUUGAGCAACAAGCGUUCGCAAGCUGUCGGCAUCCUGAUGUCCAGCAUUCACCUCGACAUGAAGGACAUCCAGAAUGCCGUGCUAAAUAUGGACAACACCAUCGUAGAUCUGGAGACUCUACAAGCUCUUUACGAAAAUAGGGCUCAGAAUGAUGAGAUGGAGGGCAUUAGGAAGCACGUUAAAUCAGCCCAAGACAAAGAGGAUGCUAAGCCAUUGGACAAGCCAGAACAGUUUCUCUUUCAAUUAUCCCAAAUUUCCAAUUUCUCUGAGCGGGUGUUCUGCAUCCUUUUUCAAUCCACAUUCCAAGAGUGCAUCACCUCAAUCCUGCGCAAGAUGGAGAUCCUGCAAAAAGUGUGCAUGAGUCUGCAGAGCAAUAAGGCUGUCAUGCAGAUACUGGGCCUGGUGCUGGCUUUUGGAAACUACAUGAAUGGAGGUAAUCGUUCUCGGGGACAAGCAGAUGGCUUCACCUUAGACAUUCUGCCAAAACUGAAGGAUGUUAAAAGCAGCGAUAAUUCCCAGAGUCUCUUGUCCUACAUUGUUGCUUACUAUCUAAGGCACUUUGAUGAGGAUGCUGGCAAGGAGACAUGUGUCUACCCUCUGCCUGAGCCCCAGGACCUUUUCCAGGCCUCUCAGAUGAAGUUUGAGGACUUUCAAAGAGAUCUCCGAAAGCUGAGAAAAGACCUAAACGCUUGUUCGGCUGAAACUGAGAAAGUUUGCAAGCUGUCCUCCGAGGAGAACCUGCAUCCAUUCAAGGACAAGAUGGACGAGUUUCUCAGUCAAGCUAAAACGGAUCUGGAAUCGCAGGAGAAGCAGCUGACAGAGACUCAGAAUACCUUCCUGGAGCUGACUGUGUCCUUCUCAGUUAAACCCAAGGCAGGAGAGAAAGAAGUCUCCCCCAGCACUUUCUUCUCCAUUUGGCACGAGUUUUCUACGGAUUUCAAGGAGCAGUGGAAAAAGCAGAACAAACUGAUGUUAAAGGAAAGGGUGAAAAUGGCAGAGGAAAGUUUCAAGCAGGCCAGACAGAAGACUUCCUACAACGUGACAACCAAAAAUGCCACUGGAAUAAAAGCAAAACUGGGUAAGAAGAUGUGAAGCAGAGAAUGGAAAAUA